UAUAGUAAAUAAACAAAGCAAGGACUGCUGUACCUACUGAAUACAUGUAUAAGACCAUCUGCAGAGUUUUAUAGGAAUGUAUAGUUGAAUGAAAUGUUAAACUGUUAUACAAUCUGUACAACAGUAAAUGCAUUAUGCAUUCAACAAUAAAUUAAAUAAGUUCUUAUUUGAAUAAAAACUCAAUUCUCAUGCAUGCACUACAUAUAUUUAUAAACACAAUCUUGGAAAUAUUCUCAAACUGUUCAUUGCAAAGUUCCAUAUAACAAAACUAGCUAAGUACCACAUGUCACUAAAGAGUCUAUCACAAAGAUAAGUAUAGAAUUGUUUGCUUAUAAAUCAUUUAUCAGCAUUACGAAGUAGUUUACACUACAGUAGGUACUUAGAUACCAACAAAUAGUACAUGUUUUCCAUUAUGAAUAUACUUAGAAAACAACAUCAAUCUAGGAAAAUCGAUAACAUCUACAAUACACGGGAGCUAAGGCAUGUUUCAAUAAUUUACACAUUCUCAAACACCGAAAGUUAGAGCAGAAGUAGUCUGUUAUAGGUUUGCUAGCAUGGCGAUGUGUACUGAUACGGACACCGAUUCGGAGAGACCACCAAAUAGAAUUGAGAUUGACUUUAGAAGCACUUGUUACGAAAAGAUACCGCUGUGGAAGUCAUGGGCUGCAAAAGGCAAAGUCCAAGAAGCAAUAAACCAACUAUUAUUUUUAGAAAAACAAACCAGAGCCCACACAUCUGUACCAGACGUUACGGCACGAAUCUUGGUAGCCAUAGUACAGAUAUAUUUUGAAGCUAAAAAUUGGUUGGCUCUUAACGAACAAAUUCUUAUUUCAUCAAGAAAAAGGUCUCAACCAAAAGAGGCUGUUCUAAAAAUGGUACAAGAAUGUAUAACUUUCAUAGAUAAAAUACCAGACAAGGCAAAUAAAAUGAAAUUAAUCGAAACUUUAAGUUUCGUAACAGAGGGCAAAGCUUACCUUAAAGAAGAAACUGCUUUGCUUAUUCGUAUCUUGAAUAAGAUUAAUGAAGAUGAACAAAUUCAAAAUGAAACUCCUGCUGUAAGUGACAGAAGUGUGCCUUUAAACUUUAUGGAUCCAGCUGAUAUUGAAAUUCCGAAAAAGAGAAAAAUAUUAGAUAGGCAUUCCAAAGAAAUACUGUUUAAUUUACACAAAUAUUUCAAUGGCCUAAAAAAUCAAGAUAUGUCGAGUAUCUACCAAACAUCAGCAGCUAAAUUAACAUCAGAUGCGACAGGUGUUCCAUUUUCUUCUGUGAAAAAGGUAAUUUUCGAAAGUAAACGAACUCUGGAAGAAGGAAAGCCUUUUACUUCUUCAAAAAAGUUGUUAGUUUCGAGGAAAAACAAAUUUAACAUCAAUGAUUUCGAUAGGGCUGCAAUUCGGCAGGUAAUCAUCGAUUAUUAUUAUGAAUAUUACAACGAAGAUAAAGAGUUUCCCAUUAUGACAUCUCUGCACGAAGCUGUGAAGGAGAAACUUAAUUAUCCUGGCUCAUGUACUACAUUACGACGGGAAGUAGCACGGAUGGGAUUUCAUUGGAAAAUGACAGAAGGCAAUUCUGGAAUUUUGGUUGAAAAACAUAAAAUACGUUUUCAACGAAUAAAUUUUCUGACUAAAAUUGCUGAAUACAGAUCACAAGGACGACCGAUUGUGUACGCUAGUGAGGUAUACAUAGAUACUUCAAUUUCAUCAAAUCCAUCUACCAGGGGAAAUGGUUUGAUUAUUGUUCAUGCUGGUGGAUCAGACGGCUUCGUCCCAAAUGCACUAGCCAUGUUUGAAACUAAUGAUCAAGUUGAAGCUCGACCGCAUUAUUUGAACACUGAAGAUUUUAUAAAAUGGAUUGAAAAUGACUUGAUGCCUAAUUUGAAACCAAAAAGUGUUGUAGUAAUUGAUAACAUUUUUUAUCAAAAUAUAUUAGAAAAUCCAGCCCCUGGACCUCACGCCUGUAAACAAGAAAUGCUUGAUUGGCUUGAUUUUCGAAAUAUUAUACAUUCGUCUUCUAUGUUAAAACCGCAACUUUAUCAAUUAAUAUUGGAACAUAAGAAAACCUUCAAAGAGUUUAAAAUUGAUUGUAUACUUCGAAAGAAUAAUCAUAGUGUACUUCGUCUUCCACCAUAUCACCCAGAACUAAACCCUUUCAAGAAAACGUGGUUAACAAUAAAACAAAACAUGGGGAAGAGAACCGAAUGGUGUAAGCAAGCUAAAAACAUAACAAAAUUUGUCAAGACCAAAAUAAAUUCAAUUGAUGUACAAGAAUGGAAAAACGCAUGCGAUCAAGCAAUAAGAGAAGAGCGGAAAUACAUAGGCCACGAGGCAGCAAUUGACGCCCUAACAGAGCGAUUAGAGAAAAACGUUUGCGACUCGUCAGAAGAAAGCGAUGCUGAUAACGAUAUUAUAAUGGGUGAAGCAGAAUCUGAUGUAGAACUGACAUAAACUUUAGUUGUGAUAAUUGGGUAAUGGCUAACAAGAAAUUGCUGAUAUAUCAUUAAUUACUCUUAGUUCUUAAAUCUAUUUUUGAUACAUUUUUUUUUAGAAUUUUAGACGUAUAUAAAAUUUUGGACUGGAAAACUGUCUCAUUAGUCGAGUGAUAUGAUUAUAAGUGCAAUCAUCAAGCAUAAGCAAAUUUUACUGGAUCCGAGGUAUUAGGACCAGAAGCAUAGCAGGGUAAAGAUACUAACAACUCUAAUGACACACUUUCAAACAAAAAUUUUUAAAACUGGCAAAUAACAUGACUUCAUACCAUUAUUGUCCAUUAUACCCACUGUCCCACCCCGUACCUAUAUAUUAGGGGAUAAAGGUAAUAUACACUAUGUACAAUAAUUUGAGUCCAAUUGCACAAUCCAGUUUAUUACAAACAAAUGUUAGUAAAAAACAAAUAAAACCUGAUCCCUUCCGAAUCCCGGAAUCCUCCACAAUCCUCAAAUUCCCAAUUCCUAAAA
This is a messenger RNA of Spodoptera litura, 2947 nucleotides long. RefSeq lists its product as uncharacterized. NCBI's taxonomy places the organism in Eukaryota, Metazoa, Arthropoda, Insecta, Lepidoptera, Noctuidae. Gene Ontology annotation, molecular function: nucleic acid binding. Gene Ontology annotation, cellular component: cytoplasm; proteasome regulatory particle, lid subcomplex. The record is from RefSeq and is a predicted model, not a curated record.